This is a messenger RNA of Dacryopinax primogenitus, 1988 nucleotides long. RefSeq names its product cytochrome P450. The transcript is spliced from 5 exons. NCBI's taxonomy places the organism in Eukaryota, Fungi, Basidiomycota, Dacrymycetes, Dacrymycetales, Dacrymycetaceae. Gene Ontology annotation, molecular function: heme binding; monooxygenase activity; iron ion binding. The record is from RefSeq and is a predicted model, not a curated record. The coding region runs from base 231 to 1718 and encodes 495 amino acids.
AUAGUGAAUAUUCUCGAUCUGGAACAAGACCCCUACUCAAUAGGGAUCCGGCUGCCUCGUGCAAUUCGACAGAGGGAAGUCCUGGCUGGGACUGAGCCUAUGUAUAGACAUCAGGCGCUGGCAUACCUCGGUCCGUCUGAGCUUUGACGAGUACCGCGUUCAGCUCUCUACUCUCUCCCUGAUACUCCUUUGCCUUACGAACCGCACAACGUUCUCCAGCCGCUAGACCGAUGGCCAUCCAAUGGAGCAUCAUCCUCAGCGCUAUCGUCGUCUUAUUCCUCAUUGCCCUCCUCUCCCGGUCGCGCAGGUCCAGCGCUCCCGUCCUCACAUCAGACUGGUUCUUCGGUUACCUCACCCUGUUCAGGAUGUUAACGCAGUACAACGAUCUGCUCGUAGAAGGGUACGCAAAGUUUAACAAACACGCUUUCCAACUCCCUGGGAUCAGAGGGUGGAUCGUCUUCGUCGGCAGGGAGCUGUAUGACGACCUGCGCAAAGCAAAAGACGACACGCUCUCCUUCUCGGAAGAGAUAACAGAUACCAUCUCCAUGGAGUACACGAUCGGCCGGGCUUACGCUACGGACCUGUGGCACAACGCCGUCAUACGCAAGCAGAUGACCCAGGCACUAGGUCCCAAGUUUCCGGAGGUGUAUGACGAGACUGUAUGCGCGUUCGAGGAUGAGCUGCGGCUCAGCAGGACAGAAUGGAAUUCGGUACACGCUCACGGCCUUAUCCUCUCCGUCAUCUGCCGUGCCUCUAACAGGCUGUUCGUCGGUCUCCCUCUCUGCCGAGACCCGGUCUACACCCAAAUCUCGCGCGAUUUCUCAGGAACGGUCAUUGCUGCAGGAGUCACUAUUAGCCUCUUUCCCAAGCUGCUCAAGCCGCUUGUGGGGAGAUGGGUCACUGCUGCGCCUAGAGCGAGGAGGAGAUUUGAGAAGUUUUUGGUGCCGAUGAUCGAGGAGAGACGGAGGAAGGAACAGGAGAUGGGAGAGCUUUGGGAGAAGGAAAAGCCCUCCGAUCUCCUCCAAUGGCUGCUGGACGCUUCGAAAGAACACAACCCCACAGCAGAGGAUAUCACCACCCGCAUACUGGGGAUCAACUUUGGCGCGAUGCACACUACGGCGCUCGGAUUCCUGCAUGUCCUGUAUUGGCUUGCCGCGCAUCCCGAAUACGCCCCAGUCCUGAGGGAGGACGUCGAUCACGCUCUGGCCAACUAUGGGUGGACGAAAGAGGCGCUCGGGAAGAUGCACAAACUCGACAGCUUCAUCAAGGAGUGCAUGCGGUUCACCGGGCUCACAGUGACUGCCAUGGGUAGAAAGGCGGUCAAGGACGUCAUACUCUCUGACGGGACCUUCGUACCCAAGGGGGCGAAGGUAGUCAUGAACGCCUGGAGCAUACAACACGACCCUGCCGUUUUCUACAAGCCCCUCGAGUUCGACCCAUGGCGAUAUUCAUCCCGUAUCGCGCGUGGGGAAUCGGAGGCUCUGAACAGCCUGGCCACGGCAAGCGGGGAGUUCUUCUUAUGGGGCGGUGGUGCCCACGUCUGCCCAGGAAGGUAUUUUGCCAGCCAGGAAAUGAAGACCAUGCUGCUGGUGAUCGUUUCGAGGUAUGACGUAAAAUUUGAGGGACUGCCAAAGAGGGUGAGGCCGAAAGAUACGUGGACGAGUUUUAGCUGUUUGCCGGAUCUGAAGCAGAGAGUUAUGUUCAAGCGAAGGGAGUAGACACGUUUGGCUUGGAGAUUUCUGGAACUGGAUAUGGAACAAGCGCAUUGGAUGAAACACCGCACGGAAGGCACCACUUUGCGACAUCCGGGGAACGCAGUUCUCGGGCAUGGUCUUUUGACUUCUACGUGAUAUGUAUAAUGUCUCGUAGGACUGCGAGGGACACAGCGCCUUACGCAGUUGCGUUCGGUGACCACUAGUUCCACCCAAGAGCGUGUUCUGCGACGUCUUCUUUAUCUGUAUUUAUAUCACCCGUACCAUAUCGACAAG